CUCCCUAUAACCUCUCCGCUUGGCACUCGGACACACAUCGGCGAUCGCGAGAGACUCGGAGAGAGCAGACUUCGCAGCCGUGAGGAUGAAGAUGAUGAUGAUGAUGGUUUUCAGCAGUUUGUUCACGUCUAGCUUAACCUUUGACAUCCAGCUGGUUAAAGUGAACCCUAAACGAGCCGUCUCCGGUGUGUUUGAAGUUUCCGUCGGAAACACAUACGCCUUAAGCGCAUCGGCGGCUAGGGACCUUUGCGAGCGUCUAGGGUUGACUAUUGCAAGCAAAGCGCAGGUCGCGGAGGCGCAGAAACACGGCCUGGAGACAUGCAGGUUCGGGUGGGUGGACGAGCAGAUAGCUGUUGUUCCCCGAGUUCAGGUCAAAUCGAACUGCGGUAACGGAGGGACCGGGGUCGUCGUGUGGCGCGCAGACGCCGGCAGACGGUUUGAUGCCUUCUGCUUCAAUUCAACAGAUUUUGAGGCACAAAACCAGGUUUCCGUGGCCAUGGGCCAAAGGGCAACAAGAAAGCCAAUCACAACGCAUUCGUCUGUUUUUCCCACUGCUCGAGCUGGAGUUCAUCUGAGGAAAACCCCAUUUUCUAAAUUGCCUUCCACAUCGUCUUCGCUCAGCUCCCCUUCUUCAUCAUCAUCAUCAUCUCGCAGUCCCUCUGUUAAUGAUGAAGGGAAACAUCUGCCCAUGAGCGGGACCCAGAUUGAGCCCGUCCCGGCGGCCUUGCUGAUCACGGUGACCUUCGCAGUCAUGCUCGCUGUCUUUCUAGCUCUUUACUAUUUCAGAACGAAGAAGCCCUGCGGGGCAGAGUGUGACGGCGAGCGGCAGAAGGAGAGCAUUGAGACGGAGCACUGCAGGGAAGAAGACCCGCAGAAACCACAGGAGGAGAACGAGGAGGAGAACGACACUUCUGCAGGAAAAGACUGACAUUUCUGCAUUUGUCAAGACAUCUCGGGAUGACUGAAGUGUUCGUAGAAGUGUUACGGUGUUGUAGAUAUGUAAUGGAGCAAACAAUGACAUAGGUGUGUUUAUUUAAGUGGAAGCUGGCUUUUUAUCAUGCUUUUUAUUUUAUUACAUUAAAUAUUUUACCGAUUUUC
Molecule: messenger RNA, 1098 nt
Organism: Puntigrus tetrazona (Sumatra barb)
Lineage: Eukaryota; Metazoa; Chordata; Actinopteri; Cypriniformes; Cyprinidae
Gene: lyve1a
Product: lymphatic vessel endothelial hyaluronic receptor 1a
Exons: 6
Coding region: 86-928 (280 amino acids)
Biological process (GO): cell adhesion
Cellular component (GO): plasma membrane
Molecular function (GO): hyaluronic acid binding; transmembrane signaling receptor activity
Source: RefSeq, a predicted model, not a curated record